AGUUUUACCAGAGUCAGGUGUAAUAAACCAGCUGGACUUUACUCACAGAUUCUGCACAGUGCGCUCAACUCGUGAUGCACUGAGAAAUAUCGCUAGGCAUCUGUGAAUGGAGCGAGCCACACACUUUUCAGAGGUUGGUCUGUAAUAAAGGAUAGAGUGGCAGGGGAGAAAGAGGAAAUGGAAGUGAAGAGCAGCUUGCGGAGGGCCCAGUCUCUCAGGGCUGUGUCCACUGAUCAUGCCCUGUCCUGGAAAGAAGCUGGAGAUAGGAGGAAGUCUGUCUCACAGCUUGUGGCACAGUAUCAGAUCUCUACUGGGAGUAAAACAAAGGCUAUUGAGUCAGUGAAUAUCAAGCAUGAGCUGACUUUGCAGAUCACACCAAUCUCUGUUAAUAAGAAUGACAGCCAUGUUGAGACACUAUCGAGGAAGACUGAUACCAAAGAGAGAUCCACAGUCUCUCCGCUCACCCGCAGUAAAUCUAUGGAAAGUCUCCCUCAGCGUAAACCUGCAGGAACCACUGCUCUCAGGGCACUCUUUGAGUCAAAGGUCAUCACCCAGUCUAAAAGCAGCAACAUGGCACGUGAAUCGUUGGGCGCUGAGAAAGCCCAUGCUCGUCAUAAUAACAAUGAUGCUGAGGACAGAAAAUCACAAGCAGAGGCUGAGGUUAACAAAAGCCAUGACGAACAAGAGAAAAUUAUUGAAGAGGAUCAACUGAUUCCAAAGGGGGGAAGAACACACCCAAUAAAAUCCCGAUCUGAGAGAAGAAAGACAAUUUCUGGCAAUUAUACUGAAAAAAGAUCCUCCCCAGAGGAGGAUAAAAGAAGGUCGGUUGCAGACUUCAGAGACAGCUCGGCUCUCUACGGACAGGAGAAACCCUCUAUUUCCGUCAAAGCUUUGUCAGCACUAUAUCUGUCAAAAGUGGCAGCUGCAGAGCCAGCAGGAAACCCCUUAAAACCGGAACAGGAUCUCAAUUCUCCAACUGGAAAAAGGCCAAAUCCAAGCAAGUUUCAGCCAGCAGCUCAGGAAACAUGCUCAGCCUGUUUGAGACCAGUUUACCCAAUGGAAAGAAUGGCAGCUGACAAACUCAUUUUUCACAAAACCUGUUUCUGCUGCAAACACUGCAAAAAGAAACUGAGUCUUCAAAGCUACGCACCUCUCUACGGGGAAUUCUACUGUGUUUUCCACUAUCAGCAGCUGUUCAGACAGAAAGGCAACUAUGAUGAGGGCUUCGGCCAUCAACAACAUAAAGACCGUUGGCUACAGAGGAAUGGCACUGACAUCAUUUAGAGCCACUGAACAAGUAUAUGGUCCAUUGUCUUGACAUAACAGAUGGUCAGACGUUGGCAAAUGUGAAUGAUUUUCUGGUGUUUUUAUGAUUGUGGGACAUUUGAAUUAAAUUCAAAGAUUUAACAUCAACAUAACAGGUGAUUUCAUAAAAAAGUUUAUCUAUUCAUUUGUAUCACUCCAUAUAGUCUUAAAUGUUUAUGUUGUUAUGUCUGAGACCCUGAUAAUAACAGUGUUGGGUAUAAUCUGACUUCGAAGUAAUUAGUCACUGUAAACUAAUGACUUUUAGUCAAAAGUAGUGUAAUGAAUCACAUUUUAAUUUUUUAGUAAUUAGAUUACAGUUACUGAUUUUCAAUUAAGUUAAUUACUUUACAGUAUAUUCCUUGGGGUUACACAUUUCUAAAAUUGUAUUAUGUAGAAUUUGAAACAUAAAUUAUGUUCAUGUUUACAUUUCUUUGCAUUUCUAUGACAGCUGAAGGAUGUACGCCCCCUAAUAAUCAUUGUAAGGACUUGUGUUGCUGAGUGUAUGACUUGCGUGAAACAUUAUUUUGAAUUUGUUGAGCAAAAAAACAAACUUUUCAGUGAAGUGUUUUAGACCGUAACUUAAAAGUAAAGUAAUUUGGUUACUUUUCAAUUAAGUAAUCCAUAAGGUAAGUAGUAAUUAGAAAAAAAUAAGUAAUUAGUAAUUUGUAGUGGAUUGUUUUUUUUUUGAGUAACUUACCCAACUCUGCAUAAGAGAGUGUUUUAUAGCAUCAAUUCUAGGCAAAGUUCUACCCAAAGUACUAGCUUUGAUCCAAAAUAUUUUAAAUUUCUGGUUGCAUGUGUCUAAAUACAGUAAUUUUGAAAAAAUGUACAAAAACAGCAUGGGUGUCUAAAAUAAAUUAAAAUGUGCAUUUACUAUGA
Molecule: messenger RNA, 2184 nt
Organism: Myxocyprinus asiaticus (Chinese sucker)
Lineage: Eukaryota; Metazoa; Chordata; Actinopteri; Cypriniformes; Catostomidae
Product: LIM domain and actin-binding protein 1-like
Exons: 9
Coding region: 178-1284 (368 amino acids)
Biological process (GO): actin filament bundle assembly
Cellular component (GO): actin cytoskeleton; plasma membrane
Molecular function (GO): actin filament binding
Source: RefSeq, a predicted model, not a curated record